GGCGGUGGGCGGGCCAGGGCGGGCUCGACUCUGGCGACGUACGCCGACGACAGAAGCGUUCUCCUCGCGCCGCCGUCUGCGCGCGCGCCGCAUAACUUGAUUAACGCACAGAAAACUGAUUUAUUGUGUCGCGUUGAAAAAAUAAUCGGCCGCCGGUGAAGAAAUGUGAUGGAGGGACAGGAGUGGCGGGGCGAGUGGCAGCAGCCGCGCCAACUCGAUGGUAUCGUAUCUUCGAGCGGAUGUCCUCGCGGCGGGUUUGCCCUGUCGCAGUCCCUGGUGGAGCGGCUCGGUCGGGAUCACGAGCAGUUGCCAGUGCUGCCGCCGUUGCAUCAUCCCAUCAGAGAUAAUUCAGUAUGCGCGCGCAGUACGUACUCCCCACUGCAGGCGCUCAGCGAAAGCACGUGCCGGGACCCCGGCGUGUCCGCGCCGCCGCCGCAGCCGCCGCCUAGAGUACAGGCGUCGAACCAAAACGUGACAGUGCACCCGGCAGUCGCACGAUGCACGGCCACUCUCGAGCUGGCGGCACUAUGGCGCAGCUUCCACGAGCUGGGCACGGAGAUGAUCGUGACGAAGGCGGGGCGCCGCAUGUUCCCGGCGCUGCAGGCAAGGCUCGCGGGGCUGCUGCCUAAUGCUGACUAUCUGCUGCUCGUCGACUUCGUGCCGCUGGAUGAUAAGAGAUACCGAUAUGCUUUCCACAGCUCAAGUUGGGUGGUGGCGGGUAAAGCGGACCCGGUGUCGCCGCCGCGCAUCCACGUGCACCCGGACUCGCCCGCGCCCGGCUCCAACUGGAUGCGCCAGCUCGUCUCCUUCGACAAACUCAAGCUCACCAACAACCAACUUGAUGAUAAUGGACACAUAAUCCUGAACUCGAUGCACCGCUACCAGCCGCGGCUGCACGUGGUGUACCUGCCGGGCGAGGGGCAGGCGGCGGCGCCCGGCACCGUGCCCUACCGCACCUUCGUGUUCCCGGAGACCGGCUUCACCGCUGUCACCGCUUACCAGAACCAUAGGAUAACGCAAUUGAAAAUAGCGAGCAAUCCCUUUGCGAAAGGAUUCAGAGACUGCGACCCCGAUGAUUGUCCCCCCGAACAGAGUCAGCGCGGCGGCGGCGCGCGGCGGCGCGAGUCGGCGGCGGCGGAGGCGUGCCCUCAGCUGGCGCAGCCGUACGCCGCCGAGCCCAGCGCCUGCGGCCCGCUCUACCCGCCGCACGCGCAUCCCGUGCGUUACCAACCGCACGCAGGCCACAACAGCGCCUACAGUGCUUACUACGCUCACAGAUAGCUGGCCACGUACCGCGAGCGAUAGUGUAGUGAAUGUAAAGACAACGCCCGCUGACGACCGCGAUCCGACAGAGUGAGCGACCGCGUCGCUGGAACGCGCACCAUCUGUCAAUGUUACCGCCUUAUGGGGAAUUUGAAAAAAGAACUCGUUUUGAGGCUCUGGGGAUGUUCUUAAGUCUAUGUUGGGUUCUAAAGCUCUUCUAAAUUCAAAAAUGUUUCGUUGGACAUAAAAGUUGUCUAUGUUCUAUAACGUUUCGGAUCGUUUGUGAUUUUGAAAGUAAGAAUUCGUAUUUUGAUGUAAAAUUAUUGUAUAAAUAAAUUAUGAAAUUGAUUAGUUUGUAAUUUUGGUAGUGUAGGGCGAAAUU
Molecule: messenger RNA, 1645 nt
Organism: Helicoverpa armigera (cotton bollworm)
Lineage: Eukaryota; Metazoa; Arthropoda; Insecta; Lepidoptera; Noctuidae
Product: T-box transcription factor TBX1
Exons: 9
Coding region: 169-1281 (370 amino acids)
Biological process (GO): positive regulation of DNA-templated transcription; regulation of transcription by RNA polymerase II; cell fate specification
Cellular component (GO): nucleus
Molecular function (GO): DNA-binding transcription factor activity, RNA polymerase II-specific; RNA polymerase II cis-regulatory region sequence-specific DNA binding
Source: RefSeq, a predicted model, not a curated record